Physcomitrium patens is the source of this 3151-nucleotide messenger RNA. RefSeq lists its product as uncharacterized. The record is from RefSeq and is a predicted model, not a curated record. NCBI's taxonomy places the organism in Eukaryota, Viridiplantae, Streptophyta, Bryopsida, Funariales, Funariaceae.
CCUUCUCUUGAGUGGCGUGAGGAGGCGUGGAGGUGGGUGGCGAAGAAGGGUGAGAAAGGGAGCGAGAGAGAGAAGAAGGGUAGAGAGCGGGAGCAGAGUUGCAUCCAUCCAAGCAUAUCAUCGUUGUGUUGUGGAGCAGAGAGCUACGGACGGAGUUGGGAGGGGGUUAGGAAGGAAGGAAAGGGAGUUCAUCGCAUCCAGCAGGGAGCAACUGUUGAACAGAACCAGGGAGGGAAGGAAUUGGAGACAGCCAUCCCUCACUCGCGGGUGCAGGCAACGCAACGACGACGAGGGUGGAGCCAUCAUCGUUCCACGAGAUGAUGCUGCAACAGCGUCAACACCAACAGCAGCAUCCAGGAGAUGGCGGGGGAGCGGGCGCUAUGGACGCCAUGGCCUGCGACGACCACCAUGUGGUGGUCAGCAGGAUGGACCUGGCACCGCAGGUGCAAGGGCUGAGGAUGCUGGACGAGCAGCAGGAGCACGAACAUCAACGGAUUUUGUACGGGGAGAAGGGGCUUGGGGACCAUACCCAUGAUGAGAUGGGCAAGGGGCAGCAUCCGGGGCACGUUGUGGUGUAUGGCGACCGGGGGCAUGAGAAUGGACAUGAACACGCACAUGCGUACGCGGUGGAAAUGGGGAACGGGAAGCACGGCGUGGUGGAUGAUAUGGAUGCGAAGCUAGGGGGCUUGAGCGCCGCCAUGCUCCGAGUGGAUACCGAGAUGGAGGGCCGUGAGCGGCAGAUAAGCGAUGGUGACGUCGGGACGGCGAAUAGCCCGCAGGUUGGGUCGCAGAUUGGAAAGCUCCGAGGUCGGUCGUCACGCGACCCGGCUAUUGAGUGGAGUGAGAACGCCACGACGGUUUUGUUGCAGGCGUUUGGGGAGAAGUACCGCGCUCUUGAUCGCGGGAAUUUUACAAGCAAGAUUUGGGCCGACAUUGCGGCGAGGGUGAACAGCCGCGGCUCGCUUACGGGCAAUUUAGCGGACGGCAUACCAAAGACACAGGAGCAGUGUCGCAUCAAGGUUGAUAAUCUAAAGAAACGUUACAAAGUGGAGAGAGAGAAGAAACGUGUUUCGGGUUCGGGGGCGUCAAAGUGGAUAUUUUUUGAUAUGAUGGAUGAGUUGAUUGGAGCAAAUCCAAGGCAUAUGCGUAGCGGUGGUGGGCUCGGAGGAGCAGAUUCGCCUUUGGGUUUGGAACAUGGUGGCACACCUCUAGGCAUUCGAACAUCCGUUGAGGAUGGGGACAGGAUGUACUACUUAGAGAGUGCAGGCGGUGACGGCGAUCAAACAUCAGAAACGAUCCCUAAAAUUUCGCCGAUUCAGGGACGAAGGAAAAGGAAAAGAGCGUUGGAAGACUUGGAAAGAGAGAACGUGAAUGCUCCAGCUCUGAUGGCCUUGUUCGGGGAUUACAAUAUUCCAACAAGUAUCAUCGAUGCGAUGCUGCAGGAAGACAUGGACGAGUACACUCUGAUUAAUUCUAGAGAUAUCAUGGUGUUACUGGACCAGCUGCGAAGCAAGCACCGGCUGCACAUUAAGCUUGGGCCUGCGGAAAGGAUCAAACAAGCCAUCGAGGCUGCAAAAGAGAAGAAGAAUAGCCUGGCCUUAGUUCUUCAGCAUCAGCAACAACAACAGCAGCAGCAGCAGCAGCAGCAGCAGCAGCAGCAAUAAGUGCGGACUAAAUGGAUGCUGCUUGUAAGAGAAGGUGACGGUAGAGUGCGGUUUGUGUUGCUGAGUGGUAACUUGGGGAGCGGCUAGGCAUCCGUCUUGUUAUUGUAGUUUUUCUUUGGGGACGGUUCUGACGGAGCGGAGCUGCGUAGAAGCGGUUGGUGACCGAAGGCAAUUUUGCCUGACAUAGAUGGACGGCAUGGGUGGUGGUAGAGUUUGGACGAGGAAAGUGUGGGUGCAUAUCAUAGAGUGGACGUUCAGGAGCAUCGAGAGCUCGACUGGAAGUGAUGGUGGAUCGGUAGAGCAGGUAAUGAGAGGUUCCACAAGCGUACGGAGACAGGGAGUGCCGCGUUGUUGCAAUGCACGGUCGAUGUAGGUGGAUGGGUUGGAGUCGAUCCAUGCCGAAUCAGCUUCAGUUUUGAUGGCCAAAAUUUAUUUUUAUUUUUAUUUUUCCCUUUUUUGGGUGCAACAAUGAGUUUGUCGGGAGUAGGACCACUUAUUUUUUCGAGUUUCUUUUAGAUUGUAAAGGAAGCUGACUUGAGUAGGGCGGGAUCAGCAUUAUGUACCAUUCGUGGUUGUGUCACUGGACGCUUUCUCUAUGUUUUGUGUGAAGGGAGGGAAAUCUGGACGCGCCUUAUUCAUGUAUAGAUGGAAACUAUAAAGGUGGGACAGUGCGAGAGAGUACACAAGGAGGAUGAAAAUACUUGAUGGCGCUCAGUUGUAUCGUAUCGACAGUUUUGAUGCCGCGGUCUUGUUCAGUGUAGAUGUUACACUUUCCAUCUGGGAGCUGCUUGGCGGUGUUUGGAACAUCCAUCAGUAGCUUGAGAUGGGAGUUUUUCACUUUGCAGCUAAGUUAUUUCCGUUUGACCUCAACACGUCAUGGGUACAGUGGUGAUAACCGAGCUUCCACCUUCACGAUGGUCAAGGAAAUAUCGCUGUCGAUUCAACUCCGAGUAAAAAUCUGGUGGGCGCACGUUCUGCUGUGCCAUUCGGUAUACGUGGACUUUCAAAAGGAUUUGGUGCAUGUUACGUAGGCGGAUUGUGUUUGCAUUGUGUAGAACUACACUGCAGUUAAGUUGGCCGAGUGUUCAAUCAAUUUAAGCUUUGGCACUUCUAGGAUUUCCUCCAACAGGUUAAUGAAGGGAUCUACGUCCUGGCUUUACUGACAGAAAUCGAGAUACACUAUUCAUUAUGUUCAGCAGAAAGAAAAAAUGUUAAAAAACUCCAGUGUAUUGCAGUUCCAGGAUUUUCGGAAGGAGAUCCAUUUCUGACUGGAUUCUCCCGUACUUAGUUUCAUCGAUCCUGAUGUCAUGCUUGGAUGCAAAACAUCAUGUUCGGGUCCAAAAUGAUAGUGUUUGAAUACUUUUUAAACCUAUGAAGGCCUCUGGUUGCGAUUCUGGGGGAUCAUGUGACAAUGAAAUUAUCAGAUUAGGUAAGGUUUCCUUGCUUGAUCCAUAACUCAUUAUAAUCAGACUACUUUGUUGUCAAGA